This is a messenger RNA of Anisakis simplex (herring worm), 483 nucleotides long. NCBI's taxonomy places the organism in Eukaryota, Metazoa, Nematoda, Chromadorea, Rhabditida, Anisakidae. The record is from the annotation of a GenBank genome assembly.
AUGAGCGAUGAAUCAAUCAUAAGAUUGUCCAUCGAUGAAAAUAUGCAAAAGUUUUGCAAUCAGCUGUUGUUGUUGAUAAACGGAUUGCAGCUUGGAGGACUCGGUUCAAAGGCACAGUACAUUCUUUCGAAACAGCUACAGAACACAUGGAUCAGUGUUAAUCUAGGCGGUGGGCUAUCACUGGCAUUCGCCGUUUAUGCAGGAUAUCAUAUAUCAGGUGCUCAUCUAAAUCCGGCUGUCUCAUUCGCAUUCUUUACGAUGGGUCGACUUUCGGCCAUCAAGCUCGCCGUAUAUUGCUUAGCGCAAAUUUGUGGUGCAUUCGUCGCAGCGAUGCUAGUCUAUUUCACGUAUUUCGAUUCUCUGAACAACUACGACGGAGGAGAAAGGAAGACCACAGGAGCACUCGCAACUGCAGGCAUUUUCGCUAGCUAUCCUCAAGAAUACCUGUCGAUAGGCAAUGGCUUAUUUGAUCAGGUUUGUUAA